Molecule: messenger RNA, 1777 nt
Organism: Strongylocentrotus purpuratus (purple sea urchin)
Lineage: Eukaryota; Metazoa; Echinodermata; Echinoidea; Camarodonta; Strongylocentrotidae
Product: alternative oxidase, mitochondrial
Biological process (GO): alternative respiration
Cellular component (GO): mitochondrion
Molecular function (GO): alternative oxidase activity
Source: RefSeq, a predicted model, not a curated record
AUGGAGGUUCGCUCCAAAGAUACACUAGCACCACCACUCAAACACAAGCACCAGGAGAAGCUGAUGGUCAAGAAAAGUCAACUCCUUCUCCACACUUCAACGUGGACAAUUAACAGCACCCUCACCGGCAAGCCACGUCUGGCCAAUUUUUCAACUGGCAGGACUCGCAAGAAUCUUGAAGAGGAAAGUGGCAAAGUGGAUGAUCAUAUCCAGGCUGCAGUGGAGAAACCAGGUAGCCAAAAAUAUUUAUUGCCCCACCCUAUCUGGUCUGAGGAAGAACUUGAUGCUGUGGAGGUCACACAUAAUCCACCCAAAGAAAGAGUAGACAAGGCAGCCUAUUUUGCAUGCAAGGCACUCAGGGCCAACUUUGACUUCUUCUCUGGCUUUUCCUGGGGCAAGCGAACUGAAAGGAAAUGGAUCUAUCGUAUCAUAUUCCUGGAAACAGUAGCAGGGGUGCCUGGUAUGGUGGCAGCUAUGUCCAGACAUCUUCGCUCUUUGAGGAGGAUGCAGAGAGACCAUGGAUGGAUUCAUACGCUACUAGAGGAAGCUGAAAAUGAAAGAAUGCAUCUCAUGACAGCUCUAGAGAUCAAGCAGCCAUCUUUGUUCUUUCGCUUGAUGGUUCUAGGGGCCAAGCAAAUAAUCACCUCGACCAGUAUCUUUGUGAAUAUGUUCUUCAUCUCUUACCUGGUUAGUCCAAGGUUUUGUCACCGAUUUGUAGGAUACCUCGAGGAGGAGGCAGUCAUCACUUACACCAAGCUUCUCAAGGACUUGAGAGCAGAUGCCUUGCCAAAGUGGAAAGAUAGGAUAGCUCCAGAGAUCUCAAUAAAAUAUUGGAAAUUACGACCUGAUGCAGACUACAUUGAUCUCUUCAGAGCCAUUCGGGCAGAUGAAGCACAUCAUCGUGAAGUCAACCAUACUUUGAGUGAUAUCAAGCCCGACGAUCGCAAUCCGUUUGGACCAGGCGAAUAAAUAAGAGAGUUUCUCAUCAGUUUAUGGUAACAUAAAGUUCUUAAAACUUUGUUAAACCAUUCAUUGUGCCAUGCUUUUCUUGUAUACAGAUGUCACUUGGCUUGAGCUAUAUGCAAUGUAACAGAAGUAUAAUAUUUGUCUUUGAGGGAAUACAUGCAUGCAAUGUAAAUGCGGUAUUAGGUGCUACAUCUCUUGAACACAUACCUUGAGUUUGACAAAACCAUUAUUCCUAUUUAGUUACUUUUAUCUGCCUAAUCUUUAUAACGCCACCUUUAAAAUUGUUGUAGGUGGCAACUUGUAGAUUCACAGCAAUUUAAGAUGUUUGAUUAAAGGUUAUCGACAUGUAUACAUUGAUUCAAAUUUUAAGAAUCACAUCAUUUAAUUGUGAUGUUAUAACAUUGCUGUCUCAAGCUUAAUCUUUGACUACAGUAAAUCUUCUGCAAAUCAAUUAAAAGAAUUGUUUUCAGGCAAAAUAGUCAUCAUUUUAUUUAUACUUUUUUGUAAUUUAUAAGUAUAUAUGUAUAUAGUCUUCACGCAAUAUAAAGUCAUUUAUAAUACCACCAAAUCUCUAGAAUAUCUUCAAAUCAAAUAUUUUAUUAUAUACCUUUUCUGGAAUAUUCAGAUAUUAGAUAGUAAAGCUUUAUAAUUAGUGAUUGUGAUAAGAGGAGUACAAAGGCUUAAAGUCUGAUCUUCCGUGAAAUAGUCACCUUCAGGACCUAUAGAGGUAGAUUAUGAAAGUACAACUACCCUCAAUGAAUCCAUAAUAAUAAUACAAAUAUGGUGGAACAAAUAUGGUAAAAGGGGAGAU